UAUUAUUUUAUGUUUGCUUGCCUGGUAACCCUGUUUAUUUUUAUUCUCUGUGUAUCAUUUUCUAUACAUUUUUGCUGCAAAGAUGUAUAUUUUUAUUCUUUUUUUCUCCAACAGGUGUAUCCAUUUUAAAAAAAGUAUUUCUGGCCACAUGAAAUAAUGAAUUUCAGUCAACCCGGAAUGAGUGAACAUUCAGACUUCUGUUACGAGUCCUUGAAUGGAUCUUGCCCGAAAUUCACCUACCCAACAGUGAUACGGAUUCCAUUGUAUAUUUUUUUCAUGACCAUCAUUGUUUUAACCAUUUGUGGAAACCUUCUUGUCAUCAUUUCCAUCGCUCACUUCAAACAGCUGCACACUCCAACCAACUGCCUUGUCCUCUCUCUGGCAGUGACUGACUUCCUUCUAGCAGUAGUCAUCAUGCCUCCUAGCAUGGUGCGAACGAUUGAGACAUGCUGGUACUUGGGAGAUGUGGUCUGCAAACUCCAUUCAAGUACGGAUGUAAUGCUAUCCAAUGUGUCCAUUUUAAAUCUUUCUUUUAUUUCUAUUGAUCGAUAUUAUGCAGUUUGCCAGCCCCUCCACUACAGGACCAAGAUCACCAGUGUAACUAUUGUGAUCAUGAUCCUGAUCAGUUGGAACCUGUCAUUCAUAAUUGGGUUUGGAAUGAUAUUUAUGAAACUGAACAUUUUGGGUAUUGAAGAUUUCUAUGAUAAUAACUUUCAUUGUUUUGGAGGCUGUUUCAUUUUCCAGAGCAAGACAUCAGCAAUUAUAGCUUCAGUUCUAUCUUUUUACAUCCCUGGGUUCAUUAUGAUCACUAUCUAUCAGAAAAUUUUCCACAUUGCACUGAAGCAAGCACGCUCAAUUCACAGCACUGCAUGUCAGCAGAUACAAACUGGAAACAGCACAUCUUUAAGCAACAUGGAGCGAAAGGCUACAAAGACUCUGGCCAUUGUUCUGGGGGUAUUCCUGUCAUGCUGGUCACCCUUUUUUGUAUGUAACAUAAUUGAUCCAAUCAUUAAUUAUUCUGUUCCACCUGGUUUGUUUGACGCACUUGUCUGGAUUGGCUAUUUAAACUCAACAAGUAAUCCUAUUGUUUAUGCUUUCUUUUACAGUUGGUUUAGAAAAGCAUUCAAAAUGAUCAUUUCUGGCAAAAUAUUUCAAGCUCAUUCCUCAAGGGCAAAACUGUCCACAGAAUGACAAGCUCCUGCAUUGACUUUAAUUUGAAUAUUUCAACUUGACUUCAAUAAUUAAUUAAAUAAUGGGAAGUGAAGGAGAUGCAGAUUUAUAGCAUCAUUUAAAAAGUAUAGCUCUUACAUUUAUAAAUAUGCAAAAGCAGUGUUUCAGUUAAAAAUGAAAUUAUAAGAAGCAAUAUGAGAGUUCUGUAACAGACCUAUUUUCAGUGGUAAAGAAACACAAAAAGUUCACACUUGCUUCAUCAAGG
Anguilla rostrata (American eel) is the source of this 1435-nucleotide messenger RNA. Its product is annotated as trace amine-associated receptor 1-like. The transcript has a single exon. NCBI's taxonomy places the organism in Eukaryota, Metazoa, Chordata, Actinopteri, Anguilliformes, Anguillidae. Gene Ontology annotation, molecular function: trace-amine receptor activity; G protein-coupled serotonin receptor activity; neurotransmitter receptor activity. The coding region runs from base 157 to 1191 and encodes 344 amino acids. The record is from RefSeq and is a predicted model, not a curated record. Gene Ontology annotation, biological process: chemical synaptic transmission; G protein-coupled receptor signaling pathway, coupled to cyclic nucleotide second messenger. Gene Ontology annotation, cellular component: plasma membrane; dendrite.